UUUGAUGUUGAUGAUCAACCACCUAUACUGAAGGCUUGUGGACAAGGUCAUAUGGAAAUAGUAAAGAUGUUGUUAGAAAUAGGAGCAGACUGUAAUAAAUGUGACAGUGAAGAUCAGUCACCUGUAAUGAUGGCUUGUAGACACGGUCAUAUAGAAAUAGUAAAGAUGUUGUUAGAUAAAGGAGCAGACUGUAAUAAUUGUGACAAGCUGGGUAAAUCACCUGUACUGAAGGCUUGUGAACAUUGUCAUACAGAAAUAGUAAAGAUUUUGCUAGACAGAGGAGCAGACUGUAAUACAUGCGACAAAGGGGAUCAGUCACCUGUAUUGAUAGCUUGUGGACAAGGUCAUGAAGAAAUAGUAAAGAUGUUGCUAGAUAGAAGAGCAGACUGUAAUAAAUGUGACAGAGAUGACCAGUCACCUUUAAUGAAGGCUUGUGAAGAAGGUCAUGUAGAAAUAGUAAAGAUGUUGCUAGAUAGAAGAUCAGACUGUAAUAAAUGUGACAGAGAUGACCAGUCACCUGUAAUGAAGGCCUGUGAACAAGGUCAUAUAGAAAUAGUAAAGAUAUUGCUAGACAAAGGAGCAGAUUAUAAUAAAUGUGACAGUAAAGGCCAUUCACCUGUAAUGAGAGCUUGUAAACAAGGUCAUAUUGAAAUAGUUAAGAUUUUGCUAGACAGAGGAGCAGACUGUAAUACAUGUGAGAGUAAAGACCAGACACCUAUAAUGAAGGCUUGUAAACGAGGUCAUAUAGAAGUAGUGAAGAUAUUAUUAGACAGAGGAGUAGACUGUAAUAAAUGUGACCUGUGGGGUCAGUCACCUGUAAUGAUGGCUUGUGCACGAGGU
This is a messenger RNA of Mytilus californianus (California mussel), 840 nucleotides long. Its product is annotated as putative ankyrin repeat protein RBE_0220. The transcript has a single exon. The record is from RefSeq and is a predicted model, not a curated record. The annotation marks the transcript as partial. Lineage: Eukaryota; Metazoa; Mollusca; Bivalvia; Mytilida; Mytilidae. Gene Ontology annotation, molecular function: protein binding.